Nicotiana tabacum (common tobacco) is the source of this 386-nucleotide messenger RNA. The record is from RefSeq and is a predicted model, not a curated record. Lineage: Eukaryota; Viridiplantae; Streptophyta; Magnoliopsida; Solanales; Solanaceae.
AAACAAUAAACACAGUCAAUAGUUCUUCUUUCUUCUCUAACAAAGAUUUCAACUUAGUACUUAAUUUUGUUGAAAACUCCAAGAUCAAUCAUGAGUGAAGAAGGCAAGGAUAGUCAUCAUCAUCACCAUGGCCAUCACCACCACCAUCAUCACCAUGAGGACGACCAACCACCACCACCACCACCACCACCAGCUGAAUAUGGUACUUUUCAAGCACCUCCUCAACCGGUAGUCGGUUUCCCGCAGCCAGUACCUCCACCUGGGGCAUUUGAACCUUCCCCUGAAUACUAUGCUCGUGCCUAUCAGGUUGUUCCAGGCUAUGUGGUUGAUGAGAGGGGACCUGUGAGAGAGCCUCGCCUUCCUUGCUGUGGUAUUGGUCUUGGCUG